UUUGACAACAAUGACAGCCGAUGUGUUGGCAUUUGCACAUCCUUGAUAUGUUUAUUGUUUACAUUUUGAACAUAAUUAUUUGUGCAAAUUAGAUUAACUUGUGUAUUUUUAAGAAAAGUUUGAGUACAUUCGCUAUGUAUAAUAAAUUGUAGGAAGGGAUAAACUAUCAGUAAGAAUGUCUCAACCUAACCUAUUGGAGAUAGUUCCUGAUCAGCUCUUUCAAGCCCAUUCCAUCAGUGAUAUAGAUCAGGUACAGAAGAAACUGCAAUAUGAAAUCGAAAGGAAGAGAGAGGAACUGCGGGCUAUGGUCGGUGAGAGAUACCGAGACCUGAUCCAUGCCGCUGACACCAUUGAGGAGAUGAAGGAGACUACUGGUGGUACUCUGAACCACAUCAGUGAAAUGAUGGCGGCCUGCAAGAAUUUACGUAACACACAUUUGGUUGGCUUCAAGAUUGAUGAGAAACCUGCAAAACCUACAAGUUUUCAGUUCAACACAAACCCAGUGCACAGUUUAUCUGUCCAAGUAAAGCUGUUGAUGGAAAUACCGGAGAAGAUAUGGACCAGCAUUGAGUCUGAGGACUAUGUGAAAGCUACACAGCUGUUUAUUUUGGCUAGGCAUAUAAAUACUGGCUUACAGCUGCAGAUCGGAGGCAAGAAUGUAAAGCCCGGUAUGCAAUCGCUUCAGAGACUGGUGCAGCAACAGUGGAACUCCAUAGCUAACUUUAACCAGACCAUUAUAGAUGUGUGCCGGCAGAAGCUGCAGGAUGUUGAGAUUAGUGUUGAGGUGGCGUGUUCCUGCCUGGUCAGCUUGUACCUACUGGACUCCCAGUCUAUGGUGGAACUGCUGAACACAUUGAUAGACCUCCACAGCAAUAGCAGCCUGAAGUCCACACUACAGUUUGACUUAGCACAAAUACUCGAUGGCGACAUCAAAACUCAGAUUAAAGACAAAAUUGUAAAUGGAGUUAAAAUAGUUUUGAAGACUGUGGUGCUGGUGUAUUCUUGUUUUGUUGAUAAUGAUGGUGGCGCUGUUCUGGCGAAAUUGCAGGACUUGUUUAGAAGAGAUUCACAGCCUUUAAUUGAAUUAGUGAAGUUCAGUGACCCUUCGUCUUUGAAACUAUUGCCUCCAGCUAUUUCUAAUUACAGGCUCUCAUCAAAUAAAGAAGUACAACCGCUAGCCAAGGAGGAGAUAACGAAAGGAGUUCAAAAUUGGAAUGUGUGGGUGAAGUCGUUCAUAGAUACCAAUGUGCAGGUUUUACUGCAGAACAUUACUAGAGUCAAAGUGCUGCAUGAGAUUAGAGAGGAGGCUUUUAAGAUAGAAACCCCAGAAAAUUGGUCCACAAUAUGUACUUCUUUAGACAUACCCGAAGUCCAUGUUUGGUGUCACUAUUACCAGCCAUUAUUGACCUCUCGAGUCAAGGCAAUCAUAGAUGGACGAUGGGUCAAAGUAUAUGAUGCUUUCAAAACACAAUUGCUCAUAGACUUGACAAAGGUAUCUUCAGAAAGCGAGGUGGAAAAGGAGGCUGAUAUCAACUGGUUUGUGUGGAAGGACCUUAUUGGGGAAACAGUGAUUGAGUCCAGAGCUGAUGUCAUCAAAGUAAUGAACUCGCUCAUGAAAGGAAUGGCUCGCCAAGACCGCGGCUACACGCCGACCCUAGAAAAGCUCUGCCAAAGCUUGGACGACGAGCUUCAGAAACUUCUGGAAGACUUGCGAGUAUAUCUGUACAAAGAUAAGAAAACUACAGCUAAUAAAGAUAAGCUCCUGUUUGCGUAUGACGACGACGACGAUAUCGAUCAAAUCUACAGUGAUAAACAUCUCAUCGAGAUGUAUUUGAGGGAUGUGUCCGAUAGCAAUAUACAGAGUAUGCUACAAUACAUAAAGGCAUGCUUCGAAGAACCAACACUGCAAUCUACCGAACUGCAAAAGAAAACAACUGCAAUAUACACCGCUCGCUUCACACAAGCGAUAUCCAACCUUAUGCCACAUUUACGCAAGUGCUAUAUUCCUGAAGAACGCGACUGUUUGGGAGUUAUAAACGUAGAUGACAAUGCUUUAAAGAGGUGGAAUGAUCUGUGCGUAGUAUUAAAUGAUCAUUGUCAGUUCUGUUGGGGUAAAUGGGUGGAUUUGGUAAUGGAGAAAGUCGAGGAAUUGACCAAAGGUUUGCCGCAAGCGUUUACUCUAGAAGCUAAUAUCGACUACUUGAUGAUGCAAUGGGAUGUAAUAAAAAUCACAGAAAAGGAUGAAGAAGGUAAUCCAAUAGAGUCUACAAUCAAAGUGCCAGCAGGGCCGUCGCUAAAACUGCAAGAAUACUUGUACGCCAUCAGCAGAAUACUCGACGAAGUCGCCCCACACACCUUACCCAUAGAAACACACACGUUAUUCAUCGAGAGAGUUAUAGCUAUCACUUUCGCACAUUACGACAAAGUCAUAAGAGAGAACGAGGCGGAUAUAAAUCAGAGGUGUGCGCUUCAACUGUUGAUGGAUGUUAGACAUGUGACCCUGUUGUUAGUUCCGAGAGAGAACAAGAUAUUCACGGAGCAGUCGACUAAGAUCUGCGAGUUUGUGCGACAGAAGAUAGAUCCCUUUGAUUAUGAUGUCUUCUACAAGUAUAUACAGACUAGUUUGAAGAGGUCUGUGCAAAGAGUUCAGACUCUCCUAGGCAGCCUAAUCCUUCACCAUGGUCAGCUAACAGCCUUCAUAGGCACUAAGCCAGUUCUAUCAGGUGGUACCGGGGACAAGGCGGCCGCACUCCUGGCCUCUGGAGAGUCGCACUGGUUCUCUCUGUUACCAGUGGCGGCGCCGCCCAGCCAUUUGAAGAAGCAGGAUAAACCGGUGAAAAAGAAGCCAGUAUCAUCAAGCCCCAACAAGUCACGGUCUGACAUAUCAGAACUGAUGUCGAGCUCCUUGCCUAUAAACUUCGCGAACGCACGCUCAGGCGCCGCGUCAUUCUUCAAUUCUAUAUCAUCUGAUUGGUUCAGUGGCUCUUAGAGAAAUGUAAUUAGUUCAUUAUAUUAUUAUUUAUUAAUUUGAAUUUAUUUGUAACGUUCAAAUAUGAGUCUACUAAAUUAAACGAGAAAGUUUUAGAACAUUAAAUGCGGUACUUAUAUUUAUACCGUAAACUGUCAUAUUUGACCGUUGAUUAAUUUAAUAACAAUGUAUGUAGUAUGUAUUAUUACCAGAAUAUAAAAUGGUUAUUCCAAUAUAAUAUAUUUCACAUA
Helicoverpa zea (corn earworm) is the source of this 3219-nucleotide messenger RNA. It is a transcript of the gene Cog1, whose product is annotated as conserved oligomeric Golgi complex subunit 1. The record is from RefSeq and is a predicted model, not a curated record. Bases 176 to 2989 code for a protein of 937 amino acids. NCBI's taxonomy places the organism in Eukaryota, Metazoa, Arthropoda, Insecta, Lepidoptera, Noctuidae. The transcript is spliced from 13 exons. Gene Ontology annotation, biological process: intra-Golgi vesicle-mediated transport. Gene Ontology annotation, cellular component: COG complex; Golgi apparatus.